AUGGUCAAGGCUGUCGCUGUCAUCCGUGGAGACUCCAACGUCAAGGGCACUGUCACCUUUGAGCAGUCUGACGAGAACUCCCCCACCACCGUCUCAUGGAACAUCUCUGGCCACGACCCCAACGCCGAGCGUGGCAUCCACGUUCACCAGUUCGGUGACAACACCAACGGCUGCACCUCUGCCGGCCCUCACUUCAACCCUCACGGAAAGAGCCACGGUGCUCCCACCGACGAAGACCGCCACGUUGGUGACCUGGGCAACUUCAAGACUGAUGCCCAGGGCAACGCUGUCGGUUCGACCCAGGACAAGCUCAUUAAGCUGAUCGGGGCCGAGAGCGUUCUCGGACGCACCAUCGUCGUCCACGCCGGCACUGACGACCUCGGCAAGGGUGGCAACGAGGAGUCCAAGAAGACUGGUAACGCUGGCCCCCGCCCAGCCUGUGGCGUCAUUGGCAUUGCUGCUUAA
Talaromyces rugulosus is the source of this 465-nucleotide messenger RNA. RefSeq lists its product as uncharacterized. Bases 1 to 465 code for a protein of 154 amino acids. Lineage: Eukaryota; Fungi; Ascomycota; Eurotiomycetes; Eurotiales; Trichocomaceae. Gene Ontology annotation, biological process: removal of superoxide radicals. Gene Ontology annotation, molecular function: superoxide dismutase activity; copper ion binding. The transcript is spliced from 5 exons. The record is from RefSeq and is a predicted model, not a curated record.